This is a messenger RNA of Chaetomium strumarium, 1827 nucleotides long. RefSeq lists its product as uncharacterized. The transcript is spliced from 6 exons. The coding region runs from base 1 to 1827 and encodes 608 amino acids. Gene Ontology annotation, biological process: regulation of transcription by RNA polymerase II. NCBI's taxonomy places the organism in Eukaryota, Fungi, Ascomycota, Sordariomycetes, Sordariales, Chaetomiaceae. The record is from RefSeq and is a predicted model, not a curated record. Gene Ontology annotation, molecular function: DNA-binding transcription activator activity, RNA polymerase II-specific; acyltransferase activity, transferring groups other than amino-acyl groups; zinc ion binding.
AUGCGCAGAAGCCACAGGAAGUCCCGGAAUGGGUGUCUCGAGUGCAAGAAACGCCAUAUCAAAUGUGACGAAACUCGCCCGCAAUGCAUAAACUGCACAACAGUUCAACGAGACUGCCGGUAUCCCACUCCCCGGCUUGGUGCGGAACAUUCACCGUCCAAUCGCUCUGCCAGUCCGCAAGUCUUGACUCCGGGACAUGAUCUCACCCCGACAACGCUGCCGACAGCGUUUCCGGGGCCUCAUCCGUUCGCCUUGGGAGAGGAGCCUCACUCGAGGGUUGACAUGGUCCACAUGGAGCUAUUACACCAUUACCUUACCGACCCGGUCCUUCACGUGCUGCCGUGCAACGCUGUAAGGGAUGUCAUCAUGGCCAACGGCCUCCGAGAGCCCUACGUGAUGCACUCGCUCCUUGCCCUCUCGGCGCACCACCUCAGCAUCCUCCGGCCCAGCCAGGAAUCCUUCUAUCGCACUCUCGCUACCCAGCUCCAGACUCGCGCCUUAUCACUCUUCAACUGCAUUGACGUCAGCGUAUUUGGAGACUCGGCCGAGAAGCGGGUCCCGGUCUUCAUCUUCUCGAGUGUACUCGGAUUCCACGCCCUCUGCGAUACCCUAACUUACCGUGAUCCCGAUUUUGACACCGCCUUCGCGCGAUUCGUGGCAUACCUGCGCCUGCAUCGCGGCUUGCACAGCGUUAUGCACGGCUAUUGGGACGACUUAAGCCGCAAGACCGAGCUCAAGCAGGUCUUCGACGAGAUCCUGCCCCGGUGGUAUCAAUUUGAUAACGUGGAAGGACGGGAAUGCGACGAGAUCCGGGAGAGAAUCAAGUCGUCCGCGCUAGAUGCCGAGGAGGCCGAAGCAACUCAGAGGGCGAUCGACCUAGUCCAGUCGGUGUUCGAUGCUAAGCCGAGGCCAGAAGACCGUGCCUACGUCCUGUGCUCUUGGGCCGCCAUGCUGCAGAGGCCAUUCGUUCGGAUGCUGGAGGCAGGCCGACCGGAGGCUCUAGCAGUUCUUGCCUACUUCUUUCUGGCGAUGCAUUACUGCCGCAGCGCGUGGAUGAUUGGCGGCGCAGGCCAGCAUUUGCUGACAUUGCUUGCCCACCACUUCCGCGGCGGCGAAUGGUUUGCGUGGGUGGAGACUCCGUACCGGGCCAAGCAUGCUGAAACGUGGCACCUGUCACAUGAUCCCACCCGCCCCGAAGCCGAUGCGCCCCGCAUCGCCGAGAUCCACCUGGCGGCGAUGAACGCCAACCCUUUGCUGCAUGCCCAGUUCCCCACCCGCGAAAGCCUCGAGUCUCUCCGAGGGUUUCUGCAAGAGCACACGGCCGAGCAGCUGCGCAACGCCGCCAGCGGGGUGCUUGUGGCGCGCGAUCCGCACACCUGGGCAAUCGCGGCAUUCAUGAAGUGGGACUCGCCUUCUCACCCCGAGGAAGUCAAGCUAGAGAGCGGCGAUCUGCGGUACUUGGAGGGAUGUCACCGCGAGUUUCUUGACGGCUAUGCGGCGCUUGCUACGGCGGCGAAGAACAGAUGCUUUGGAGACCAGCCUUGUUACCGGUUGAACUUCGUUUGCACGGACCCGGGAUACCAAGGCCAGGGCGCCGGCUCUAUGCUGACACGGAAAGUGCUGGAGAUGGCCGCGGCCGACGGACUGCCGGUCUACUUGGAGAGCACCGAAGUUGCGGUCCCGCUGUACACCAAACUGGGGUUUCAGCUGCUCGAUUGCUUUCAGAUGAGGAUUCCGCGUGCUGGGUCUGCCGAGCUGAACGAGGUUUACAGGGAGUUGUGCAUGGUCUGGCGUCCUUCCUUGCAGGGACAUGGCGAGUCAAGUUAG